AUGUCUGCACAACAGCAAAUAAACAACGCCAAGUCCGCAGAUGGCAAGAUCAAGGACUUGGAGAAGGAUACCUAUGAGUUGAACGACAAGCAACACAUGACCACCGACUAUGGGGUCAAGAUCUCUGAUCCCGACCACUGGUUGCGUGUGGUCAAUGAGAAGCAGACCGGCCCCAGUCUUCUGGAAGACCAGAUUGGCCGUGAGAAGAUUAUGCGCUUCGACCACGAGCGUAUCCCCGAGCGUGUAGUUCACGCCCGUGGCUCUGCCGCUUUUGGUACUUUCAAGCUCUUCGAGAGCGCAGAGGACGUGACCUCUGCCGGUGUUUUGACUGAUACCUCGCGUGAGACCCCGCUGUUCCUGCGAUUCUCCACCGUCCAGGGCAGCAAGGGUAGCGCCGACACUGUCCGUGAUGUGCGCGGUUUCGCCGUCAAGAUGUACACCCCCGAGGGUAACUGGGACAUCGUGGGCAACAACAUGCCCGUCUUCUUCAUCCAGGACGCUAUGAAGUUCCCCGACGUGGUUCACGCCGUCAAGCCCGAGCCUCACAAUGAGGUCCCCCAGGGCCAGAGUGCGCACAACAACUUCUGGGACUUUAUGUACAUGCAUUCGGAGGCGACGCACAUGAACUACUGGCAAAUGUCUGACCGAGCCAUUCCCCGAUCAUACCGUAUGAUGCAGGGAUUCGGGGUUAACACCUACUCCCUCGUCAACAAGGAAGGAAAGCGCCAUUUGGUCAAGUUCCACUUCACACCCGAGCUUGGUGUUCACUCAUUCGUUUGGGAUGAGGCUCUGAAGAUCUGUGGCCAGGACCCCGACUUCCACCGCAAGGACCUCAUGGAGGCCAUUGAUGCCGGUCACUUCCCCCGCUGGAAGUUCGGUCUGCAGCUGAUUCCCGAGGAGAAGGCCGACAGCUUCGACUUUGAUCCCCUGGACGCCACCAAGGUGUGGCCCGAGGAGCUUAUCCCCAUCCGCUACAUUGGCCAGAUGGAACUCAACCGUAACGUGGAUGAGUUCUUCCCUCAAGUCGAGCAAGCCGCCUUCUGUACCAGCCACGUCGUUCCUGGUAUCGACUUCUCCAACGAUCCCCUGCUGCAGGGCCGUAACUUCUCCUACUUUGAUACCCAGAUCUCUCGUCUCGGUCCCAACUGGCAGGAGCUGCCCAUCAACCGUCCCGUUUGCCCUUACAUGAACUUGGUCAACCGUGACGGCGCCGGCAAGCACCGUAUCACCAAGGGCACUGUGAAUUACUGGCCUAACCGCUUCGGCACCAACCCUCCCGCAGAGCCCUCCCAGGGUGGCUUCACCAGCUACGCCGAGAAGAUCCAGGGUACCAAGGCUCGCCUGGUGUCUGAGAAGUUCAAGGAGCACUACAACCAAGCUCAGACCUUCUACAACUCGCUUUCCGAGAUUGAGAAGAUGCACGUUGCCAAGGCAUUCUCCUUUGAGCUGGACCACUGUGAUGACCCUAUCGUGUACAAGCGCAUGACCGAACGGAUCGCCUCCAUCAGCAUCGAGCUCGCCGAGACUGUCGCGACCAACGUCGGUGGCGAUGUGCCUGCCAAGCCUCCUCGUUCCAACCACGGCCAGAAGGCCAAGGGUCUGAGCCAGCUGGAGUACAUGCCCGAGAAGGCCGUCAUCGACACUCGUCGUAUUGCCAUCCUCAUCGCCGACGGCUUCGACUUCAACGCCUACACCACGAUGAAGCAGGCUCUGACCGAGCGCGGUGCCUUCGUGUUCACCAUCGGGGCCCAGCGCAAGGGUGUGACUUCCGAGUCUGGACACACCGUCGUGCCCGACCACUUCUUCGUCGGUAUGCGAUCCACCCUUUUCGACGCGACCUUCGUCCCCGGUGGCAAGCACGUCGCCGAGGGUUUGGCCAAGAGCGGUGUUGCCAAGCACUGGAUCGCCGAGUCCUUCUCUCACCUUAAGGCCAUUGGUGGUGUCAACGAGGCCGUCCCCUUUAUUCAGCAGCAGAUUGGCCUGGAUGCCGUCGAGGUGGCUUCUGAGGGUAGUUCCUUCACCGAGUCCUACGGUGUGGUGACUGGAUACGGCGAUGCACCUUCCACGUUGAAGAUCGCCGGUGAACCUGGUCCCAACUCGAAGAACGUGGCUGAGCAGUUCAUCUGGCACAUCUCGCGUCAUCGUAACUGGCAGCGUGAGUUGGAUGGACUGUCUGACCAGGUCGGUGCCUAA
Molecule: messenger RNA, 2193 nt
Organism: Penicillium diatomitis
Lineage: Eukaryota; Fungi; Ascomycota; Eurotiomycetes; Eurotiales; Aspergillaceae
Gene: catA
Product: catalase catA
Exons: 3
Coding region: 1-2193 (730 amino acids)
Biological process (GO): hydrogen peroxide catabolic process; response to oxidative stress
Cellular component (GO): cytosol
Molecular function (GO): heme binding; catalase activity
Source: RefSeq, a predicted model, not a curated record